Desarmillaria tabescens is the source of this 1247-nucleotide messenger RNA. RefSeq lists its product as uncharacterized. The coding region runs from base 102 to 1127 and encodes 341 amino acids. Lineage: Eukaryota; Fungi; Basidiomycota; Agaricomycetes; Agaricales; Physalacriaceae. The transcript has 8 exons. Gene Ontology annotation, biological process: cell surface receptor signaling pathway. The record is from RefSeq and is a predicted model, not a curated record.
UGGAAAGUAUAUUUGUGUUACCUUUUCGAUCCUUGCUUCCCAUCAUCAUCACCCUGUAAUACUGCUCACCCACCUACCACCCAACCCGCCUUCCAAGAAACAUGACUCGCUCGUCCAAUCUGGAGACUUGGAUUCAAAUAGCUAAGGUUGCUGCGACCGCUGGGGAAAUGGCACCAUUUCCGUAUAUCAAAGGCCUUUGUGGAUGUGUUGUACUCAUACUAGAGGCCAUUCAGAAAGCUGACACGAAUGAUGAAGAUCUACUAGAUUUGGCGGAGAGCAUAGAGAAGACAGUAGAGAUGAUUCAGAAUGCCGUUAUAGAACACGGCGAAAGUGGCGCUCUCCGUUUCCGUGGUGUUUGCGCAGAGCUUGAAAUAUACUUAACCAAUUUACUUACCGAGUUAAACAGCACCCGGCGCAAGUCCCGUGGCUUCAAGCGUUUCUUGAAAACAAAUAAAGUAUCUGACGCUGUUACUGGUUACCAGGAACGCGUGCGCGCGAUCAAAGCAGACUUUCUGAUUCACACAGCUAUCGACUCGCGCUUCGUUAUUUCAGAUAUCAAGGAUGAAUUAAGGACCGGUACAGAGGCUCUUACCAGUGCCAUCGAGACGUUGCAAAGGCAUACCAUGGCUAAUAUCGACAAGCACGCAGACAGCAUAUGCGAAGAGAUACACACAUUGGGUGUCCUGCAGAGCAAGAAAGCCGAUGAACUUAGUGCAGACGUCCAGACAUUGAAGGAGCGGAACAGCUAUAAAGGAUCUGUUCGGAAUGUUCUUCUCGGGGAUAUCCAUUUGAGAGAUCGCCUCGACCACCCAAACGAUUUCGCCGUGUUUACUCAUUAUAAUGCCGACAUUGGUAAUGCACCUAAAAUUGUUCAUGUAUAUCGACGUAGUACCCACAGCAAGUUGAAUGAGCAAGAUGUCAUGCGACAAUUCCACAUAGACGCUGAUAAACUGAUAAAACUUAAACAUCAAAAUAUUGCCCAGGUCUUUGGUGUGUGCAGGUCUCCGGAAUUUCCUGCGAUUAUACUUCAUGGUAAUGAUAAUCAUAAAUUCUUUUCGAAAUUCCAAGUUUAUGUCCGUCUGCAGGUACCACGCAACACCGAGUCGAAGACUAUCGUGUGUCUCUGACUGCAACUCAGUUGUUGCAUUUCCAUUUUCAACUGGUGGGCUUCUCCGAAAUAUACUGUAAUGCUACUCAAAUUACGUGCCUUUCUGUAGUUCAAUGAUUUGGAGGUGCCGCAUUUCUCG